Salvia hispanica is the source of this 935-nucleotide messenger RNA. RefSeq lists its product as uncharacterized. The record is from RefSeq and is a predicted model, not a curated record. NCBI's taxonomy places the organism in Eukaryota, Viridiplantae, Streptophyta, Magnoliopsida, Lamiales, Lamiaceae.
CAUACUCUCUCAAUUUUCUUCUACUUUUCUUCAAUAAUCCUUCAACCUUUGAGAAGAAUUGAAGUUUGAUCCAAGAAUUUUGAAGAACCAAGUCUAAUGCUUAAUUUCUAACGUUCGUUUUUCUCAUAAGAUGGUUCAACCCUAUCACGCCCUUAUGCGUCGCCGCUACGCCAAAAAUAGGAACUUUCCAGUGGAACGCUAUAGAGAGCUGGAAUGGGACGGAAAGCAAUUCCUCCUGAACUUCGUCACCGAUUUCUACAGUCACUGGCUGGACGCUUACGCGUAUGGAACUACUCAUCAUGAGGGAAUCAUGCGACUUAUCCAUAUACUACCUUCCCCUUGGAGCGAGUGGACCGCUCAAGCCUCCGUAUCCUACACCUGGUUUAGCCCACCCAAGUACACGCCUCAAGGAGACUUCGUCGGCCUAAUAGGAGUCUUACUUCCGGCCAUGUCUGCCGCCGUUGACGGACCUCCACUCCAUCCGCCAAUGCAAAAGUACUCGCCAGGAGCAGCGCGUCGAAUGAAGUAUCGCGAUGAUGAGGAGACGCACGUCGCUCGCGUUCCCCAAAGGAGGACAUUUAGGAUGCGUAUUUCGGCCCCUCGAAGGAUCAUAAGAGAGGCCAAAGAGAUGCUUACCUCGAUUCCUUCGCCCCUAAGUGACGAGAAGGAAGACGAGGAGAUGGGACCGUUCGAGAGGGCAGAGAGUUCGAACACGGAAAGUGUCGGAGAGUCGGAAGAACCCGAAGAGGACGAGGGCAGAGAUGUCUAGUGCUUGAAUAGUGAUUUCGUUUUCCUUUCCCCAUGUUUUUGAAUUCUAGAACCGCUAUUUAUGUUGUCUUUCUCUUUCGCAAUUGUUUGGUCCUUUUCAUUCAUUGUACCAAGACCUUUUGAGUUUUACUUUUGAGAUUUAAUGGGGAAUUCGUACCUUUUAUUUU